Messenger RNA from Chlorocebus sabaeus (green monkey), 5727 nucleotides. The record is from RefSeq and is a predicted model, not a curated record. Lineage: Eukaryota; Metazoa; Chordata; Mammalia; Primates; Cercopithecidae.
ACCUUGGUCCCACAGAGGAGAAACAGGCCAGGCCAAUGGGAGUGGAUGUCAAGCCUAAGGCAAGAAUGUGUGUGUGCACGCGUGCCUGUGCCUGUGUGCGUGUGCUGUAUGUGUGUGUGUGCCUGCGCGUGUGUGCACGCGUGCGUGCCUGUGCGUGUGCGUGUGCUGUAUGCGUGUGUGUGUGCGUGCGCUGUAUGCGUGUGUGUUGAGGUGUGUGCAUCCCCCAGGAAACCCCCCACGCCUGGGACCUCCUCAUUCCUUCACACUCCCAACCUCCGUUUCCAUUUUCUGUGUCCAGAGCUCUGUUCCAAGCGCCUGCUGCCCUCAUUUGCUCUUGUCCCUUCCCCGCCUCCUCCCCCUACCUCCGCCUCUGGGCCUGGUUCGCCCUGUCCCCGAGUCUCCAGCCCUUUCCAUCUGUCUGGCCUGAGACUUCACAUGGUGGGGCCUUGCUGCCUCGUCCCCUGCCCCAGCCUUUGCUCCACUCCUGAGCUCUCUCCCCGCUCUGCAGCCUUUCCUCCCUGCUGGCUGACUGGCUGGCUCUUGAUGCUGUCUCUCUCUUCCUCCCACGCAUUCUCCUCUCCCUCUUCCUGAUCCCCAGCUCAGGCCGCUGCGGCCUGAUCAGUCCUUUCCCUCACCAGUCCUCUCCCUCCAUCAGCCAGCUCCCCUUUCCCAUGUUCCCUCUUGCCUAUUCAUCUUCACUUUCUCUCUUUUCCUCCUCCCCUCUCUCAUCCUCUUGGGUUCUCCCUUCUGCAUAUCUUCUUUCUGUCCCCCUCUGCCCCCUCCAUCAUCCCCCACCACCUGUUUCCCUUUCUCCUCUCUGCUCACAGCGUCCUCCUCUCUCCAGCCCUGGGAGGCCUGGUUUCUGGGAACUUCCAUCCUCCAGGCCACUUUCCAUCUUCCCCUUCCUCCGUCUCCUCUUCUGGGGACACAGGAUGGGGAGGACUGGAGAGCACCAGGCAAGCUGUGAGAUUGAGAGGACACCGUGGGGUCAGGGUGGGGAUUCUAGGAUGUUGUGGGAUGCUCUGGGAAGGGGGAGGUUGCUGACAUUUCACCAAGAAGAUGGAUGGGGAGGAGGUCUCUGAGCCUAGGGAGCGGGCAAGCAGGUUCUGGAGUGAGAACUGGCAAGACAGGAGUUGGGGAACAGGAAGGUAAGAGGUCCUGGGUCAGGGGCCGGAUAGGGAUAAGACUGUGAAAUCAGGGUGGUGAAUGGAGCUGACAGAGCAAGGAAAGGAAGGCCCUGGAGACAGGGAUGGUACAGAGUGUUUGUGUGAAUUCUGUGGAUGCUAGGAGUGAGGGAAAGAAGACUAGAGAUGCUUUUUGUAAGGCAGGGCCAUUAAAUCCCUGAGCAGGGGGAAGAGGAGGUAGGGAGCCUGAGGGGUGGUAGUUAGUACAGAGCUACUGUAGAUCAAAGCUUAGGAGCAGAAGAGGGUGGAGGGAGAGAGUGUUGGAGGCCAUAAGCAUGGGGUGGAGGUCUCAGGACAAGGCCUCACCUGGGGAACAAGAGAAGCCCCAAUUUUCAGAAGAGAGGGGGAGUUGAUUGAGAAGUGUAAGAUUGUUACUUGAGAAUAAUCUUGAGGGUAUGAAGGAAGGGUAAGGGAGAAUGGUGAUACACUCUCUGGGGAAUCAGAAAUUGAGAUGGAGUAGCUGGGUGCAGUGGCAUGUGCCUGUAGCUACACAGGAGGCUGAGGUGGGAGGACUGCUUGAGCCCAGGAGUUCAAGGCAGCAGUGAGCUACGAUCACACCAUUGCGCUCCAGCCUGGGUGACGCAGCGAGACCCUGUCUCGGGAAAAAAAGAAAAAAAGAAAUUGGGAUGGAGGAUGAGGCCACGACAUUGGUAAGGGAUGGGGCUGGAGGGUGUGAUAGGGCCAGGGAAGCGGAUGGAGAAUGGAGGCUGGAGGCUAGGGUUGGAAGAUGGAUGUUGAAGGGCGAGACAGGGAUGGAGAUGGAGCGUGUGGGAUGUGGGCAGAGACAGGGAUGGGAAGUAAAUGAAUGUCGUAGUGGAUGAAGGUGGGUGUGCUGGGAAGGAGGUUCCAGGAUAGGGAUGGGAUGGGGAUUGAGGAUAGGCUAUGGGAUGGAGGAUGAACACGUGGAUGAGAUUUUGGCAGUCAGUGGCUGUUGGUUGGACAACAGCAUUUGCUGAGAUGUGAAGGGUUGGAGGGUGGUGGUAAUCGAUUUAUGGGUGUGAAAUCUGUGAUACAGCUUGAAAAUGGUUGGUAGUUUGUAGGCUUGGGAAAUAGCAGUAGGAGAGGGGAGGGACCCCUUUGGACGGGGAGAGCGGGAAGGAGACUGGGGAAUCCUUGCGCUUGGGCUACUGCAAAUACAUGUUUCUUUAAGGAGGAAGUAGGUUGGGGACCCCGGAAGGAGGCUCUUGGCGGCCUCCCCCCAUUGCCAUAGAGACGUGGCUUCGGUUGCCCUGGCAAUUGGGGAAGCCCCUAGGACCGGCCUAAAGCUGGCCCCGCCUGGGAGUCUAGAGACCAGGCGAUUGACGUCAGGGACCUGGGCACGCCCCACUUUAACCCCUUCCCGAAUGAAGUUGGGGGAGGGAAUGGAUGAGCGGGAUAGGACCCGGAUGUCUUUCACCACUCCCCCUUCCUGACGUCCUUUGCACUGCGUAGGGUGAGGGGCGUAGGGGAGCGAGGAAGGCAGGUUAUUCAGAAUGCGCUGCGCCCACCAACCUCUUCAGCCCGGCCUCCUCUCGGCCUGGCUAACGCUGGGCGGGGCCCAGGGCAGAAGAGGCGGGGCUAGCGGAAACCUGCGCUCAGGAGUUUGGUCGGCCUCAGGCCACGCCCCACCCCCCUGUUGUCCUGACGACGGGGCCUCCUGGAGGCCAAUUCUCCCCCUGUGAUUGUCAACACAGAUACCCUAGAAGCCCCAGGAUAUGAGUUGCAGGUGAACGGGACCGAGGGGGAGAUGGAAUACGAGGAAAUCACAUUGGAAAGGGGUAACUCAGGUCUGGGCUUCAGCAUCGCAGGUGGCACUGACAACCCACACAUCGGUGACGACCCGUCCAUUUUCAUCACCAAGAUCAUUCCUGGUGGGGCUGCGGCCCAGGAUGGCCGCCUCAGGGUCAACGACAGCAUCCUGUUUGUAAAUGAAGUGGACGUGCGCGAGGUGACCCACUCGGCAGCGGUGGAGGCCCUCAAAGAGGCAGGCUCCAUCGUUCGCCUCUAUGUCAUGCGCCGGAAGCCCCCAGCUGAGAAGGUCAUGGAGAUCAAGCUCAUCAAGGGGCCUAAAGGUCUUGGCUUCAGCAUCGCAGGGGGCGUAGGGAACCAGCACAUCCCAGGAGAUAAUAGCAUCUAUGUAACAAAGAUCAUCGAAGGGGGUGCUGCCCACAAGGAUGGGAGGUUGCAGAUUGGAGACAAGAUCCUGGCGGUCAACAGUGUGGGGCUAGAGGAUGUCAUGCAUGAAGAUGCUGUGGCAGCCCUGAAGAACACGUAUGAUGUUGUCUACCUAAAGGUGGCCAAGCCCAGCAAUGCCUACCUGAGUGACAGCUAUGCUCCCCCAGACAUCACAACCUCUUAUUCUCAGCACCUGGACAACGAGAUCAGUCACAGCAGCUACCUGGGCACCGAUUACCCCACAGCCAUGACCCCCACUUCCCCUCGGCGCUACUCCCCAGUGGCCAAGGACCUGCUUGGGGAGGAAGACAUUCCUCGAGAACCGAGGCGAAUUGUGAUCCACCGGGGCUCCACGGGCCUGGGCUUCAACAUCGUGGGUGGCGAGGACGGUGAAGGCAUCUUCAUCUCCUUUAUCCUGGCCGGGGGCCCUGCAGACCUCAGUGGGGAGCUGCGGAAGGGGGACCAGAUCCUGUCGGUCAACGGUGUUGACCUCCGAAAUGCCAGCCACGAGCAGGCCGCCAUUGCCCUGAAGAACGCAGGUCAGACGGUCACGAUCAUCGCUCAGUAUAAACCAGAAGAGUACAGCCGAUUCGAGGCCAAGAUCCACGACCUCCGGGAACAGCUCAUGAACAGCAGCCUGGGCUCAGGGACUGCCUCCCUGCGGAGCAACCCCAAAAGGGGUUUCUACAUCAGGGCCCUGUUUGAUUACGACAAGACCAAGGACUGCGGCUUCCUGAGCCAGGCCCUGAGCUUCCGCUUUGGGGACGUGCUGCAUGUCAUCGAUGCUAGUGAUGAGGAGUGGUGGCAGGCACGGCGGGUCCACUCUGACAGUGAGACCGACGACAUUGGGUUCAUCCCCAGCAAACGGCGGGUUGAGCGACGAGAGUGGUCAAGGUUAAAGGCCAAGGACUGGGGCUCCAGCUCUGGAUCACAGGGUCGAGAAGACUCGGUUCUGAGCUACGAGACAGUGACGCAGAUGGAAGUGCACUAUGCUCGCCCCAUCAUCAUCCUUGGGCCCACCAAGGACCGCGCCAACGAUGAUCUUCUCUCCGAGUUCCCCGACAAGUUUGGAUCCUGUGUUCCCCAUACGACACGGCCCAAGCGGGAGUAUGAGAUAGAUGGCCGGGAUUACCACUUCGUGUCAUCUCGGGAGAAAAUGGAGAAGGACAUUCAGGCGCACAAGUUCAUUGAGGCCGGCCAGUACAACAGCCACCUCUAUGGGACCAGCGUUCAGUCCGUGCGAGAGGUGGCAGAGCAGGGGAAGCACUGCAUCCUCGAUGUCUCGGCCAAUGCCGUGCGGCGGCUGCAGGCGGCCCACCUGCACCCCAUCGCCAUCUUCAUUCGCCCCCGCUCCCUGGAGAAUGUGCUAGAGAUUAACAAGCGGAUCACAGAGGAGCAAGCCCGCAAAGCCUUCGACAGAGCCACCAAGCUGGAGCAGGAGUUCACAGAGUGCUUCUCAGCCAUCGUGGAGGGUGACAGCUUUGAGGAGAUCUACCACAAGGUGAAGCGUGUCAUCGAGGACCUCUCAGGCCCCUACAUCUGGGUUCCAGCCCGAGAGAGACUCUGAUUCCUGCCCUGGCUUGGCCUGGACUCGCCCUGCCUCCAUCACCUGGGCCCUUGGUCUGGACUGAAUUGCCCAAGCCCUUGGCUCCCCCUGGCCUCCCUCCCACCCCUUCUUAUUUAUUUCCUUUCUAACUGGAUCCAGCCUAUUGGAGGGGGGACACUCCUCUGCAUGUAUCCCCGUGCCCCAGAACUGGGCUCCUGAAUGCCAGGAACCUGGGCUCUGGGGGGGAGCUGGGCUCCUGGUUCCGAGCCCUUGCUCCUUCGGAUCCCCGCCCCCGCCCGCCCCCAAUGCACACACAGACCCACCGGGGGCCACCUGCCCUCCCCCAUCUUCUCCCACACACAUUCCAGAAGUCAGGGCCCCCUCGAGGAGCACCCGCUGCAGGGAUGCAGGGCCACAGGCCUCCGCUCUCUCCUGAGGCAGGGUCUGGGGUCACCCCUGCCCUCAUCGUAAUUCCCCAUGUCCCUUGAUUUCUCAUUUAUUUUUUCCACUUUUUUUCUUCUCAAAGGUGGUUUUUUGGGGGGAGAAGCAGGGGACUCCACCGUCGGCCCCUGCCUUCCACACGCCCCCACCUUUUUUCUUUGCCGGUUUGCAUGAGUGGAAGGUCUAAAUGUGGCUUUUUUUUUUUUUUUUUUUUCCUGGGAAUUUUUUUUGGGGAAAAGGGAGGGAUGGGUCUAGGGAGUGGGAAAUGCGGGAGGGAGGGUGGGGGGCAGGGGUCGGGGGUCGGGUGUCCGGGAGCCAGGGAAGACUGGAAAUGCUGCCGCCUUCUGCAAUUUAUUUAUUUUUUCUUUUGAGAGAGUGAAAGGAAGAGACAGAUACUUGAAA